GACAUCCAUUCCAUUAAUUGUAACACAAAUUAAUAGAGCUAGGCUUUGACAUAACAAUGAGAAGGAGCUACAUCGAACCUUCAAUGGAGAAGCAAGAAGGUGUAUUUUCAUCAGAUUAUAAGCAAAGUGAGGAUAGCACCAAGAUGAAAAACCCUUCAACUUCAUCAUAUGAUAAGGCAAAGAAGGAAGAGGAUUAUGUAGAGACAAAUAAGAAGAAGCUAGAGAGGAAGCCUACCGAAGACAUCAACGCCAGUGCUGAUGCUUUCAUCAAGAAUUUCAGGCAACAACUCAUUAUUCAAAGGCUCCAAUCCAUUGAAAAUUAUGAGAAAAUGCUCGCAAGGGGCCUCUAGCACUAUCACAAAGCUUCUUAAUUAUUAUAUACUAUUUAAUUUAUGCCGAUUAUUAUAUCAUAUAAGCUUGGUGUAUGCAUUAAUUAUUUCUAUAUAGCUUGAUUUGCUCUUUCCUACCUAUUCCCUACUUUAGUAAUUAGUGUAGAAGCAUAAAUAUAUACUCCCUCCUAUAUGAAAUAUAAGGGAAACUGAAUAAAUAUAUUUAGUUGA
Cicer arietinum (chickpea) is the source of this 560-nucleotide messenger RNA. NCBI's taxonomy places the organism in Eukaryota, Viridiplantae, Streptophyta, Magnoliopsida, Fabales, Fabaceae. The record is from RefSeq and is a predicted model, not a curated record.